AUGUCUUUCAACCGGAUCGCUGUCUAUGGCCAUCGUGGGCGUUUCAGUGGCCAGAUUGUUGCUGCUCUCAUCGAAUCCGGUGCCCCUAUCACAGUCUUGCAUCGUCCCAGCUCAGACACGUCCGGACUACCAGCCAGUGUUCGAAAGAUCGAAGUGGACGUACUAGACGUGGAUGCGCUCGUGGAGGCACUGCAGGACAUUGACAUCGUGCUGUCCCUCGUUGGUGACGAGGGCGUUGGCAGGGAACAUGGCUUCGUGAAAGCCAUCCCGAGAACCAACGUCAAGCUCUUCGUGCCGUCUGAUCUUGGUCUUCGCUACGGCGAAGAGGGGCUGAAAGUUCCCAUUAUCAAGAGGAAAGAAGAGCUCCAGGAGGCCGUCAGACAGGCAGGUAUUCCAAUGACGGUUGUGCUAAUUGCGAAUUUUGCUGAAUUCACCCUCAAUUGCCUAGCGAUGGGGGUCGAUAUCAGAGGCAACAGACUUGUAUAUACUGGCAACGCGGCGAAGGAAAAGGCCGCCAUGUGCACGGGGGAUUACGUCGCCGCUGCAUACGCUUCAAUCUUUGCCUCGAACCCUAUCCCUGCCAUCAGCAAUCGAGCUAUCGGUCUGUGCGAGCUUGCUCCUACGGGCCAAGAGAUCGCUACAGCCUUGAAGAACAAGCACGGUACAGAACCUGAGGUCAUUACACACAGCUUGGAAAAGGUCAAUGGGGAGCUUGAAAACUGCUACAAGUCAGAGUCCCCACUCGGUAUGGCUUGGUACAACCGCAAGAUAUGGGGCACGGGGGAGUUGGUGACGAUGCUUGGCUCCGAUAUUUGGGAGCUGCCUGGCUAUCAGAAGGCUACUCUGGAGGAGCUUGUCCUCGAAGAAAAGAUCAAGCCUUAUCGGGACCUGCCGGACUGGGUCCAGCAGUACUUGGCAGACAACAUGUUUUGA
Molecule: messenger RNA, 933 nt
Organism: Colletotrichum destructivum
Lineage: Eukaryota; Fungi; Ascomycota; Sordariomycetes; Glomerellales; Glomerellaceae
Product: Putative NmrA-like domain, NAD(P)-binding domain superfamily
Exons: 4
Coding region: 1-933 (310 amino acids)
Source: RefSeq, a predicted model, not a curated record